UGUGCCAAGGUGGUUUACUGUUUUUCUUAUUUUUCUUCUAUCUCUCUACCUGUACCCGCACGCCGUGAUCCUCGUAGAAACACCCAAAAAGACAUGUAACGAGUUGUGCAAGCCAGUGUGCCGCGUCUGGGAACGCCCGGAGAACAGGUUCGCCUCAUAUCCCACCCUGUUUCCUUUUCCUCGCCGCGCUCCGGUCCGCCCACGACACUCUAAGCGCGAAACUCCAAGUCGCCGACCCGACCCCCGUUUAGAUACAAUGCAUCGACAUGGCCGAGGCCGGGAAUUAUGAUGGACAGAGCGAUGCGUCGAGUGACAAGAGAUCAGAUUUCCGUCUCAUAGUGAUGUUGUAUGUAUCAUCAUGGCUCAUGCUGGCUAGUAUAUAGCUGGGUAUGGGCAAUGCUAUCUGUGUAUUUCUUCCCCCCCCCUCCCUUCUUUUUGACGAUAGCUGGUUUUUCUCCUGUCCCUGUGCCGCUUCUUCUCUCGUGGUAUCUCUUCGGCGACCCGUCCCGAAAUGUAAUUAAAUAUAAAAAACGACCGUAUAUCUCUCCUGAGUACUCCCAGUAGAAAAGAGAGGAACAAACAACACAAAAAACGAAUAAAGAAGCAAGCAAGCAAGAGGGAGGCAGGGAUCGUUAGCAACUUGGGAUCGUUCGCGCCCUAUAAUUGCAACCGCCCGACGGGGUGGUCCCUCUCGUAUAUGUCUUGCAUCGUCAAUUGGAUCCCGACGACCUUGGCCUCGAAGAAUUGGAAGAGCUGGAAGAAGGCGACGAUGAAUUCGAAGGAGCUGCACGCGCGCGCGAACCGCGGUCAGCAACGCGCUCUCGCCACGGGCCCCUCACAGCCGAGCCCGGCAGAGGGGAAGAGGGAAGAGGACUUACACAAGCGAGGCGAUCAAGCCUAU
Durotheca rogersii is the source of this 901-nucleotide messenger RNA. RefSeq lists its product as uncharacterized. Lineage: Eukaryota; Fungi; Ascomycota; Sordariomycetes; Xylariales; Xylariaceae. The transcript has a single exon. The record is from RefSeq and is a predicted model, not a curated record. Bases 349 to 564 code for a protein of 71 amino acids.